UUCCACACCUUCUGAAAGCAAAAGUCCACCUGCUGGCUUGUUGACGGUAGCCCUCCAUGGGAUUAUAUAUGCCACCCCAUUAGCUGUUUACAGACUCAAUCCCCACGUUGUGGGUGAACAAGUUGUCUCUAUUGUGUGUGUGUUUACUGUCUAUGUUCCUCCUACCACUCAUUAGCGUGUUUACGACUCUGUCCCGCUUUGACAGCGGAACCACGGAGUGGAAGACGAGGAGGAGGAUGAGGAAGAUGAAGAGAGUCUGGGGCAGGAGACACUGCUCACGGCGCGACAGAGCCACGCGCCCGAGUUCUCUGCCGGUCGGCUCCCUCAGUACACAGAAGACACCCUCAUUAUACAUG
This is a messenger RNA of Geodia barretti, 356 nucleotides long. The record is from the annotation of a GenBank genome assembly. Lineage: Eukaryota; Metazoa; Porifera; Demospongiae; Tetractinellida; Geodiidae.